AUGUUCCAGCACAGCAGCCACAAGAAGUGCUUCACCAUCGAGUCCCUGGUCGGGAAGGAGGCGGGCGGCCACGGCGGCUGCCCCGGGGACGAGCCCAUCCGGCCCACGGCGCUCCGCUUCCCGGAGUCCCUGCACCCCGCGGCCGGGAUCUUCGGCUCCUGCUUCCAGGGGGGCGGCGGACGGACUUUGUACUCGUCCGGGCCGGACAUGGUGCUCCAGGAGCCCGGGCCGCACACGCAGAGCCCCGGUGGUCUGCCGCUGCACCCGCUGCAGAUCCCCCCGCAGAGCUUCUUCAGCCCGCAGCACCGGGACGCGCUGAGCUUCUACCCCUGGGUCCUGAGGAGCCGCUACCUGGGCCACCGCUUCCAAGGGGACGACAGCAGUCCAGAGAACCUGCUGCUCCACGGUCCGUUCUCCAGGAAACCCAAACGCAUCCGGACGGCCUUCUCUCCGUCGCAGCUGCUGCGUCUGGAGCGAGCCUUCGAGAAGAACCACUACGUGGUCGGAGCCGAGAGGAAGCAGCUGGCCAGCGGCCUGUGCCUCACCGAGACGCAGGUGAAGGUGUGGUUCCAGAACCGCCGGACGAAGCACAAGCGUCAGAAGCUGGAGGAGGAGUCUCCAGAGGCGCUGCUGAAGAGGAAGGGCAGUCAACACGUCAGCCGCUGGAGAGCCGCCACGCAGCAAGGGGGCGCCGGCGAGGACGUGGACGUGCUCAGCGAGGACUAG
Messenger RNA from Pleuronectes platessa (European plaice), 726 nucleotides. It is a transcript of the gene emx3, whose product is annotated as empty spiracles homeobox 3. Gene Ontology annotation, molecular function: DNA-binding transcription factor activity, RNA polymerase II-specific; DNA binding. The coding region runs from base 1 to 726 and encodes 241 amino acids. Gene Ontology annotation, biological process: regulation of DNA-templated transcription; brain development; neuron differentiation. The transcript is spliced from 3 exons. Lineage: Eukaryota; Metazoa; Chordata; Actinopteri; Pleuronectiformes; Pleuronectidae. The record is from RefSeq and is a predicted model, not a curated record.